Durio zibethinus is the source of this 1113-nucleotide messenger RNA. Its product is annotated as zinc finger protein GIS2-like. Lineage: Eukaryota; Viridiplantae; Streptophyta; Magnoliopsida; Malvales; Malvaceae. The record is from RefSeq and is a predicted model, not a curated record. Gene Ontology annotation, biological process: response to gibberellin; trichome morphogenesis; trichome differentiation. Gene Ontology annotation, molecular function: DNA-binding transcription factor activity.
UCAAUCCCCUCUUUAUAGGCCCCACUUCCCCCACUCCUCAUAGCUGCCUUCCCUUCCUUUGCCAUUUCUCUCUGUCUCUCUCUCCACGUUACCCUCCUUUUCUCUCCGUUUCCCUCCCCUCGUUUUGCAUUUCCUUUGCAAUCACUUCAAUUCUCAGCCCCAAAGAAAAAUACCCCUACCGCGCUCUCUUUUUUUUCUUUUGUUCUCUUCUACAUGGAGAAGAAUGAAAGGGAAACUCACGACUUCAUGAACGUAGAAUCCUUCUCUCAGCUUCCCUUUAUCCGUCCUGCCCCUUUUAAAGAAAAGGGUAUUCGUUUAUUUGGCAAAGAAUUCGGUGGUGACUCAGCUACAGCUAGUAACGACUCAGAGUCAGCUGAGAACAACGAAGAUACGACCAAGGAGAACGAGCAUGGAGAUAGCAGCAGAAGAAGAUUUGAGUGUCACUAUUGUUGCAGAAACUUCCCCACAUCCCAAGCUUUAGGCGGUCACCAAAACGCUCACAAAAGGGAACGCCAACAUGAGAAACGAGCUCAUCUUCAGUUAGCAAUGGUGCACAACUCUUUAUCUGAUUCUCAUAUUUAUGGGCUUGUUAACUACAGGCUAGGCUCAGCUCCAACACCAGCUAUGACUUACCCUUCAUGGAACAAUAGCAUUAGCAGUAGUAGCAGUAGGUUUUAUGGGAACCACAUCUCUCUUUCUCGACCACCCAUCAAUGGUAGCCCACUGGGGUUAUGGAGAAUCCCUGCUACGGUUCAAAGUAACUCGUCUGUCAAUCGGGACCGUUCGUCUUCGCAUCCGUUGCCUUUGUUUGCUGGUGAUGAGUUGACGCCGUCGCAGGUUGUUGGAGGUGGUUCAAGUUCCCAGAGUCGGUACGUAUAUGAAUCAAAGCCAAGCUUGCAAGACCAUGUGAGUUUGGAUCUACAUCUGUAAUAAUUUGGUAAUAACUUUUGAUUUAAACAGAAAAAACAAAAUCUUUGCUCUGCAAAAUGAGGAAAUUAUAUAUUCCCAGCACACCAAAUCUUCACUUUUUGUUUUUUAACUUCUUGGAUUUUACCUUUUUUAGUAUAAUUGCAUAUGUAAAUGAAAUGAUUUUCAAGCUCAUCAUUAAUCUCA